CAGAUCAAUCCAGACUUCUUGGUCAAGCUUGAGCUAGAAGCCUUGGGGCUUUACCCUGACCAUUACGUUGACAUAUAUAAAGUAACAUUUAAGGACUAUUCUGGACCGUCUCCGGUAGUUAAUUGGCUGGCAGGCCCACAGUGUAUGACGAUCAUCCUUAACAGACAGGAACAGGACACGCUCUCGCCAGUAUCUGGGAUCUCAGUGAGACGCGGACCACGAUGGAAAGAUCUGUUCAUUCAAUCCUCCAGUGUUUAACUUGUGAGUUUGUCUCCACUGUGAUUCACUACUAAACAGCUGGACAUCCAUGUUGAGAUGACGAUCCAUGUGUUCCCCGGGGGAAGCCUCGCUUUCGUCUUUAUUUGCGUAGGCUUCCUGUUUAGAGGGACACUUCAAGGUCAAAACGAGCGCCAUCUUCUUCACUUUCUGUUCGUUGAGAGGCAUUACAACCCCCUGGAGAGACCCGUGGCCAAUGAGUCAAAGCCAAUCAUUGUGAAGUUCGGAAUCACUCUUCAACAAAUCAUAGAUAUUGACGAGAAAAACCAAAUUCUAUAUUCAAACAUAUGGCUACAAAUGAGAUGGCACGAUGUCAAUUUGAUUUGGGAGCCUCGAGAGUUUGGUGGAGUUGAGGAAAUUCGAGUUCCCGCCAAAAACGUGUGGAAACCAGACGUACUGCUAUAUAACAGUGCAGACGAUGACUUUGACGGAACCUACCAUUCGAACAUCAUCGUGAAUUACAAGGGCGAAAUAAAGUGGAUUCCCCCGGGAAUGUUCAAGAGCACCUGUCAGAUCGACAUCGCAUGGUUCCCGUUUGACGAGCAGAAGUGUGACCUCAAGUUCGGCUCCUGGACAUACGACGGUCGCUUCCUGGACCUGAUAUUUGACGGAACUUCGGACGGGGACGCCUCGGACUUCAUCAGGAACGGCGAGUGGGAACUCCUGGGAGUACCCGGGGUGAGAAACCAGAAGUCGUACGAGUGUUGCCCCGAGAUCUACAUCGACAUCACGUACACCAUACACGUGCAGCGCCGGACGCUGUACUACGGCUUCAACAUCAUCAUCCCGUGUGUCCUCAUCUCGUCCAUGUCACUGCUGUUGUUCAUGCUACCUCCGGACUCAGGGGAGAAAAUAUCUCUAGGGGUGACCAUUCUCCUGUCACUGAUGGUGUUCCUCCUUCUGGUCGCCGAGACGAUGCCCCCCACAUCUGACGCUGUUCCAUUAAUUGGGAUAUAUUUCUGCUGUAUCAUGAUCAUGUGUUCAAUGUCGAUGCUGUUUACGGUCAUCGUGCUGAACUUUCACUACCGCGGGCCGGAAACUCACUCGAUCCCAUCAUGGGUCAAUGAGUGGGUGAACGGACGCCUGGCCUGGCUCCUGUGGAUGAAGCGUCCCGGGCAUGCGCAGAACAGGCACACCAAGGACACGAUAGAGAGGACGCGGCUCCAUGACAUCGUGGUCCAGGAGCGCCAGUCCCGGUGUCUGCUGUCCGGUCUAGACUUUGACGAGGAAAUCCGGAUAGAAAACGGGGCACUGCCCAAAUCCGGAGAAUCCCCAUUCCUGAGCACAAAGUCUGACCUUCUCUCGAUAUUGAAGGAACUCAGAAAGAUCACCACACGGUGUAAGAGAGAGGAGGAGGAAGUGGUGGUUCGCGGCGAGUGGCGGUUUGCUGCCAUGGUGAUCGACCGCCUGUGUCUGUGGAUCUGUGUGACCUUCACCGUCAUAUCGACUCUGGCGGUUCUAUUUUCAGCACCGCAUUUAGUGACGUCAUAAAAAGUAACAUCAUUUUCUAAGUUAGGAAUGAGCUAUAUAACGUAUACGCUAGUAAUUCAUUCUAUUUGUACAUUUAUAUUUAUAUUAUUAUUCCAAUGAAAGUGCAGUAAAACUUUUCUUUUAAAAGAGAAGCUUAAUUGUGCCUACAGGCUACAGCAUUGGGUAGGACGAAGUUAAUAGAUAAACUAUGAAUAUAUGUACUUUCAAUAGAUAAAAGAAAAAAAUUAAACGAUACAUUGCAAUAAAAAGAUAAAAUAAAUCAA
This is a messenger RNA of Magallana angulata, 2030 nucleotides long. RefSeq names its product neuronal acetylcholine receptor subunit alpha-7-like. Lineage: Eukaryota; Metazoa; Mollusca; Bivalvia; Ostreida; Ostreidae. Gene Ontology annotation, cellular component: postsynaptic membrane; synapse; neuron projection. The record is from RefSeq and is a predicted model, not a curated record. The coding region runs from base 316 to 1767 and encodes 483 amino acids. Gene Ontology annotation, biological process: signal transduction; chemical synaptic transmission; nervous system process. The transcript is spliced from 10 exons. Gene Ontology annotation, molecular function: transmembrane signaling receptor activity; acetylcholine-gated monoatomic cation-selective channel activity.